Molecule: messenger RNA, 711 nt
Organism: Camelina sativa (false flax)
Lineage: Eukaryota; Viridiplantae; Streptophyta; Magnoliopsida; Brassicales; Brassicaceae
Source: RefSeq, a predicted model, not a curated record
GCGAUAACGAGAGUGAUAAGCCGACGACUUCACAGCACAAGCGAUGUUACUGUUUCUCCAAAACUCUCAGGAUUCUCUAUUGUAUCUCCCAAACACUGAACUCUUUUAUAGGCACCCGUGGAUUCAAUCUUCUGUUUUAGGAUCUGAUUUGUUAAAUACCCUUUUACUGAAGGUUGAGGUAGAGUAUGCAGAUGGAACCAAGUUCAAGUUUUCAUCAGAGUUUUUGAGGAUUCAUAGUCCAGCUGCUGAUGGGAAAGUCAGAUCUAUCGGUGGUGAAAAGGUGAUAUCUGGAAGGCGGUAUGUAGGAAUCAUGUCUGCAGAACCGGUUGGAAACUACGGGGUAAGGUUAGUGUUUGAUGACUUGCAUAGAACGGGGAUAUAUCCAUGGGAUUAUUUCCACGAGCUUGGGAGCAACAAGUUUGGUCUUAUGAGAAGCUACAUCAAGACUCUUCAAAAGCAUAAUCUCAGCCGUGAACCUGCUCCUUCAAGAAAGAGAUGAUUCUGAUCAUCAAAAGUCUCCUUGUUGAGCAGAAACAGAGAAUGAGAUAUACUUAUGCUGACUCUCCAAAAGCAUAAUCUCAGCCGUGAACCUCCUCCUUCAGCUGGUUGUAUUGUGAAUAUUACAAAGUUGAUUAUCUUUUCUUUAAGUUUUCCUUUUGACAGAAUGCUAUAUUUGGCUUUGAUGAUAUAGAUUUUGAUUCUUUUCCAUCA